Molecule: messenger RNA, 636 nt
Organism: Cylindrotheca closterium
Lineage: Eukaryota; Bacillariophyta; Bacillariophyceae; Bacillariales; Bacillariaceae
Source: the annotation of a GenBank genome assembly
AUGGGCGUCUCUAGCAUCAUGAACUCGUCUUUGGAACUUCGCUCCAAGCCAAAGGGCAUUCGAACCAAACUCACCCCUGUGAAACACAGCUUGCAAAAUCGCAAGCGAAAGGUUCAGUUUACGGAUGUCCACGUCCUUGAAUACGACAACUCUGCUAGCAAACAACAGGAAAAGGGAGAUCUUUGGUGGACCAAAGACGAGCGUAAGGAAAUCCUGCAAAACAACCAUCGUCUCGCCAAACUAUUCAAGACGCAUCAUCCGCACGACAUUGCCAACGCGAACGAUGCUUACGAUCAAUGUUGUUACAGUGACGAAGACACCUCUUCUUCUUCAUCCUCUGAAUCAGAAGACGAGAACAAGCCCACCUGGCUCAUCUCCAAGACCAACAUUCGCAAGCCCAAACUGCACCUUCCCACUCAUGUGCGCGGCCUCGAAUGGGCCAUUUUGCCAUACUCCAAGAAACAUCGCAAAGUCCACGUCCAACAAGUGGUCGAAGCUCAAGAUGAUGAUGACAUGGCGGAACUAGCUGGAAGCUCCAGCAAGGCCUGUGUGGCCUUUGCUCGACUUUUGGCGCAAUGCGAUGAGCCAUCGGCGCCAUCCUUUCUCAGGAGACCGCGACCACGGAUGUGGUGGUAG